UUCUCAUGGUUCAAUCUUUAUUUUCUAAAAGUUUGUGCUAGUUUUUUAAAAGACAUAAGUGUUAAAAUCAUGCGCGUUGCACUUUUAGCACUGCUGCAUCUCUCGAUAUGGCUCCACCAAACCGGUUCCACGGAAUUGGGCUGCCGCGACGAGAAUGGCAACUUGGUCGACUGGUACUAUCUGUACAAACUGCCGGAAAAGGUGGCGGCGGGUCGAUCGGAGACCGCUGGCCUUCACUAUACCUUUGUGACCGCGGGUCAGCCUUCCGCUGGUUGGCAGCUGUCCGCACGGAACGUGAACGAAAGCGAGAGUAUUCCGGGCCGUACGGUGGGACCGGUGCUGGGUGCAAAGAAUUUGCUGGCGGUGCUGUACAACGAUGAACCUCCGGAGGGCAAAACCGACGGGCUGCGAGGUCACACGAAGGGAGUGGUGGCUACCGAUGGGACCAGUGGGUUCUGGUUGAUCCACUCGGUGCCAAAGUAUCCGCCGGAGCUGGGUCAGGAGUAUCACUAUCCGAACACGGGUCGGAUGUACGGUCAGAGCUUUCUGUGCGUAAGCUUCGGAGCGGACCAAAUGGAUGCAAUUGGGGGUCAAUUGGUGCUGAACGAACCGCACGUGUACUCGUACCACGUUCCGGACGAGCUGCGCGAGCGCUUUCCCAAGCUGGUGGAGGCAACCCGGAUGAAGACGGACUCGAAACCACCCCACUGGAAGGUUCUGCAGUUGCGAUCCCGAGCUGGGGUGACGUUCAACUCGUUUGCCAAGAAUCGCUACUUCAAGAAGGAACUGUACGCCGACUUGAUUGCUCCGUCGCUGCAGUCGAACCUGCUCGUGGAAUCGUGGCAACACGGGACCGGAAAUCUGCCCAGCGAUUGUUCCAAGCCAAAGUGGACCGUCCUGAACAUCGAGGGCGUCACCAUUGGACAACAGUUUCGCUUUGAAACGCUGCAGGAUCACUCCAAGUGGGCCGUGUCGGGCGAUUCGGAACGACGUUUUAUCUGCGUUGGCGACAUUAAUCGGCAGGAACAUCAGAAGGUUCGCGGCGGAGGAAGCGUCUGCAGCGAGCUGCCCGACGUGGUGGCCGCGUAUGCCGGGAGUGUCGGCAGCGUUGAGAGCUGUCCCAAACCGCGGUUCGAUUUUAGUUUUUUAAGAUUUAUUCAAAAGUAACGUUACAGUUCAGGUCAAUAAAGUAUUCUAAUAUCUAAGAGA
Culex quinquefasciatus (southern house mosquito) is the source of this 1209-nucleotide messenger RNA. RefSeq names its product plancitoxin-1 (gene DNaseII). Lineage: Eukaryota; Metazoa; Arthropoda; Insecta; Diptera; Culicidae. The coding region runs from base 70 to 1167 and encodes 365 amino acids. The transcript has a single exon. The record is from RefSeq and is a predicted model, not a curated record. Gene Ontology annotation, biological process: apoptotic DNA fragmentation. Gene Ontology annotation, molecular function: deoxyribonuclease II activity.